Molecule: messenger RNA, 1062 nt
Organism: Zasmidium cellare ATCC 36951
Lineage: Eukaryota; Fungi; Ascomycota; Dothideomycetes; Mycosphaerellales; Mycosphaerellaceae
Exons: 3
Coding region: 1-1062 (353 amino acids)
Source: RefSeq, a predicted model, not a curated record
AUGACGAACAGAGAUCUCAGAGAACAUGUCGACAAUAAUGUAUCCCUAAGCACGGAACCAGCAUCACCUACAGCAGCACACUUUGGAGCUGGCGAUGUCGGCUGGACUGCUCUUGGACCUGCGAUUGCCUUCAGCGUUCUUGCCACGAUUGUGGUGGUGUUGCGAUGGUAUACGAGAAGCAGGCUCGUUAGGAUCAUUGGGCUCGAUGACUAUGUCAUCUUACUGUCUCUGAUCCUCGCCUGGGUCCAAUCCGGCCUCAUUGCCGCUGCUGUCUAUGAUGGUGUCGGUUCCUAUAACAGCAAUGCAGCUCCAGCUGAUACCAUUAUGAUCGCCAAGCUCAUCGUUGCCGUGAACAGCGUCUGGGCAGUCACAGUCAACAUCACCAAAGCCUCCAUCCUGGUCCAAUAUCUACGAGUCGUCAAUGGCCAGAAAACCCGCAUGUGUUGCUGGCUCCUCAUGGCCACCCUCCUCCCAGCCACGCUAUGGGGCGUCUUCGGCGGCAUCUUCCUCUGCAACCCAACAGCCAAACUCUUCGACCCCCAAAUCCCAGGACACUGCCGCAGCGCCCAGACAUACUGGGUCUCAGUCGCAGCAGUCAACAUCGGACUCGACUUCCUCACACUCCUCCUCACCAUCCCCUCCAUCUCCGGCCUCCACCUCCCACGGAAACAAAAGCUCCUCACCAUGCUAGUCUUCCUCCUCGGCUUCAUAGUCUGCCUGGUCUCCGUCACCCGCCUCGCAACAGUCCUCAUCACCUCCGCCAACGGCGACUACAUCAUGUCCGGCAUCUGGGCCAUCAUCUGGUCGGCUGUGGAAGCCAACGUGGGCAUAAUCUGCGCGUCCCUCCUGGCAUUGAAAUGCCUCGUCGUCAAGAUGUUUCCGGGAGCAAGGGAAGACAAUGAGCUACCGAGCCAUUGUGUGCGUAUACCAGAGAUUUCGAUGUCCAGUUCUGAGCCGGAGUGGACGUCGAGGGGUUCUCAGGUUCCGACUUUGGGGGACAGGGAGUCUUCAUCUUCUUGGCUUGAGGCGAUGAGUUUGACGAAGAGUAGUCAGAUUUGUUAG